Gastrolobium bilobum is the source of this 1295-nucleotide messenger RNA. RefSeq names its product MATH domain and coiled-coil domain-containing protein At3g58270-like. Bases 95 to 1147 code for a protein of 350 amino acids. The transcript is spliced from 4 exons. NCBI's taxonomy places the organism in Eukaryota, Viridiplantae, Streptophyta, Magnoliopsida, Fabales, Fabaceae. The record is from RefSeq and is a predicted model, not a curated record. Gene Ontology annotation, molecular function: protein binding.
GCCUUUUAAACUUUCAGCUAACAACCCCCCUUGACUUUGCAGUUUGCAUUCCUCUCACUAGAAGUGUUGGUGCUGGAGCUGGCAAGUUGUGGAAAUGGAGAAUCGAAACACAAGUGAUAAUAAAACGUUUGAGAAGUUCACAUGGACAAUUAAGAACUUCUCUAAAUUGAAGUCUAAGAACCUGUACUCUGAGAAUUUCAUCCUCAGUGGCCAUCAAUGGCGGAUUCUUAUCUUUCCAAAGGGAAACAGUGUGGACUUCUUGUCAAUUUAUUUGGAUGCUGGGGAUAUUGCUAUUUUGCCUUAUGGUUGGAGCAAAAUUACAAAGUUCAAGUUCGCUCUAAUUAAUCAGGUCAAUGAACAAAUGACAAUAACAAAAGAAACUGAACACCAGUUCAGUGCACGAGAGAUUGACUGGGGCUUCACAUCAUUCAUACCUUUAGUUGAACUAUAUGAUUCUAGCAGUGGGUUUAUCGUGAAUGAUACUUGUAUAAUCGAGGCUGAGGUUUUUGUCACCAAGUCAGAACAUGAGAAUCAAGUAGAUCAAGCUGUUAACAAGAAUGAUAUUUCAGCAGAGUCUGCACAAGUUUGUGUUGAGACCAUUGAGCAUACUGGUAAUCCUUUAGGCAAGGAAAUGUGUUCAGCCUCAUUUGGUGAGCUCAUGGAUUUCAGGGGUUUGGGGAAAAUAGAGAAAGCUUUUGUUCCACUACUUGAGGAAGUAUGUUCAAGGCAUCCCUCACUUAUUGAAUGCCAGCAGAAGAGAAGUAGUAGGUUUGCUGAAUGGGCAUUCACAGCUUUGGGUCGAGUCUUACAUUUUCUCAAGACUAAAAAGGUGAAAGAUAUGGACGAUGAUGCUUGUGAGCAUCUUCAAAUUUUAUGGGAGGAACUUGAGACAUUUAGAUUUGAUUUGACCUGGCUAGAACCCCAUGUUCAAUCUGCUUUAAGUAUGAAAAGUUAUAUUGAGAGAGCUGGGCAGGUGAAAAAGAUGAAACAGAAUGUGGCUGCUCUAGAGAUGGAAAUAAAGAGGCUGAAGGUAAAGAUGGCUGCUGCUGAGGUAGAUAUUGAAAUAGCAACAAGAGACUUGGUGGAAGCAGAAGAAGGCUUCGAAGAGAAAGAUUUGGAUGCUGAACUAGGAUAUGGGGGACCGUAGACUUGUGUCACUUAUUUAAGAAUUCAGUGUAUUUAUGCAAUCGAGGAAUUGUGUAUUUGUAAAUGAUUGAAUAUGCAUCCAGACAUUGAUGGUUCCAUUGACUGAAAUGGUUUAUCUUAAAUUGUAUAUGACAAUGUUAUUAUGCUAA